Messenger RNA from Fusarium redolens, 2484 nucleotides. RefSeq lists its product as uncharacterized. Lineage: Eukaryota; Fungi; Ascomycota; Sordariomycetes; Hypocreales; Nectriaceae. The transcript has a single exon. The record is from RefSeq and is a predicted model, not a curated record. Bases 1 to 2484 code for a protein of 827 amino acids.
AUGGUGGCACAGCUGCGGUCUAGGGGUAAGGCCGAUGGCUCGUCAGCUGAACCUGAAGCGACAAGGAAAACUCGAAAAUUUACUGGAAGACAGCAGUCAGAGAGACCUUCCGCGCUUAGGCCAACCCUUGAGGUACAGAUUCAUGCCACAGGGUCGAACUCAAGUCGACAAUCAACCAUCCAUGCGAUUCCGCAAGAUCAGCCCUCUCCAAGUCGAAGUCGGGUCACUAGAUCGAAAAGAGCCAAUACUCCUCUUGAAAAACUGCCCUCGCCCGCUCCGAGGAAACGUCGCGCUGCGAAUGUAGGUUCCAAAGACCAGCCCGCCAAGCGCCAGCGCAGUUCUCAUCGCAAACCUGCGCUGGAAACUGCUGAAGAGGAUGAGCCAUCUCAGCUGAAUCAGGAAGACGAAGAAGCCUCCGAAGCGGAAGAAAACGCCCUGCCAGAGCAGGACUUUCUGAACAACAUCAACUCGAGCCUGGGUAUCAACAGUUCUCACAACGAGCUACCCAACCUCCGACCAAACGGCAAUGCCGAAGCACACCCGGGGAGAGCUAGCAGGAAGAUCUUUGAUGUGGGGGUUCCUCAGAUUGCGGACUCGGACGAAAACAUCGCUUUGGACGACAUACCACAGGAGCAUGAAACAGGCGACGCAGAAAAGAACCAAGCUUCAGCUAGAAAUCCCGAGCAACCAGAAGUGUCGCAUGAAGAAACGCCAGCGUCUAAGCAAGAGGCCCCUCAAGCGACGCAAGGAAUGCCACCUUCUGAUACACCUUCUCGAAGGCGAACGUCACGACGAAAAAACAGACGACAGAGUCAGAAGCCGACUUAUGGCGCACCUCAUUAUGAUGCAAGGGGUGUGUCCCCAGAUCUUGGUUCAGUGGUUCCUCAAGCGCCAGCCACACAGGUAUCAACAUCGCAACAAGUCCACGCUGGGGGUGAUAUAUAUGACGUUCCGUCCGACCAAGAGCAGCCAAGUCAGCUGAUAGUGGAAAGGGGGGAAAGGGAUGUCACACAGGCUGUAGGCAGACGGAAAACUGAUCAGAGCAAACGAAAAAGCAGUCAACCUGAGCAACAAAGCGAUCAAGCAUCAUCGCAGGCUGAGGAAGAGCAAGAAGAAGAGAGAAAUGAAGAGAGUGCCAGAAAGAAAGAUAGGAAUGGAGAUCAAGAGGGGGAAUAUGAGGAUGACGCUCAAGACUCCGACAAUGAUGAGCCGGCAGCAGAACAAGAGCCUGGUAUAUCGGAUCCGCUUGAAGACUCGUUGCUGCUCGACGCACCACCGAGUGGUUCGCAAACAGCGCACCUAAUUCCUACCGCCUGGAUAAAACGAGACUCAGUACAGAAACUCGUUUGGACCACAACCUACUCAGGGUGGAUGGAUGGAAGAAAGUGGCAGAAGGAUGUUCUUAAGCACGCAAAAACCGCCUCUAAAGCAUUGGAAGAGCAACCCGACAAACGUAUACGAUCGAGGCUUAUCUUGGCUAAACUUUACAGCCUCUACGAACUAUGCAAGAAUAUCCCCUCAUCGUCAAAAUCAAAGCAGCUGGAAUACUUUCGCGAGCACACAGCCCAGCUCAGUAGUUUACUUACCACACUUCGCUUGACUAUUGAUGAGUUCAUUUCAUGCAUUAACAUGAUAAUGGAGCAGGACAAUGCGAAUCAAGUGAGCCAGGGCUAUCAAUAUGUGACGAAGUUGCACAGACGUAUCAUUCCUAUGCUUGUUCUUGUAUUAGAUCAGUCUUUCCAGGCUGGAUGCGGAAGACCUGGUGAAAGUACCAAAAAGCUAGGCUUUCAAAAAGGAGAAUUCACGGUGUACCUACUACAGCCACUGGAGAGGGCUGCAGGCUGGGUCCAGAGACUCUCCCAGGUUGUGGAAAGCUGGUACGAGCUUCAUCCCCCCAGAAGAGAACGUGAUCAAGACGAGGAGGCUAAGGAGCAUCGGAGACUCUUCAGGGAAGCUACAAAGCAGCUCAAGAAAUCGCUCGAAAAGGCCAGGGAAAGCAUUAAUGCUAUUAAGAGAGCACCGGCACAACAAAGGAAAGUUAUGCAGAAGGAUGAAGCUGUUCGGAUGGAACGCCAGGCUGAUGCGCAGCGGCGCAGAGACAUCCAAGAUAUUCAGAUGCAGCGUUUUCUACAAUCGAUGCAAAAGAUUGAAUCAUCUCAACCGCGGCCGCCCACGAUACGCUCAUAUCGACAGACAGUACGCAGCUAUCAUCCCGUGACCAGUCAGUCAGGCUUGGUUAGAUCGCAAGAGCCAUCAGAUGGUUCAUAUUUUGAGAAGCAUGGCUGGUAUUACUGGGAAGAUGAUAAGCUCUUAAGCUUAAUUCGAACCACAUCCCACCCGAACUACGAGGUCUUCCACCAGGUGCUUCCUAAUCGAGAGCCUGAGGAGCUGAAAGAGCGGUCAAAAUAUUUGAGGAUGGUCAUGCGCGACAAGUAUGAGCGAAAGGGUAUCCAACCACCUGGAUGGUGUGUUGAUGAAGAUUGA